This is a messenger RNA of Oncorhynchus tshawytscha (Chinook salmon), 3892 nucleotides long. RefSeq names its product sialic acid-binding Ig-like lectin 5. Lineage: Eukaryota; Metazoa; Chordata; Actinopteri; Salmoniformes; Salmonidae. The record is from RefSeq and is a predicted model, not a curated record. The coding region runs from base 90 to 1994 and encodes 634 amino acids. The transcript has 8 exons.
CACAGACAGAGAUAGUGACCAUUAGACAAAGAGGAGAAAGAGGAGAGACCCCAGUGUUGUGGUUGAUUCAUCGAGGCAGUAGAAGCAGGAUGUGGGUCCUCAUCUGGGCAGCUCUACUUUUCUCUCUGACAGAGAGAACCACAUGCCCAAAGAAGGCCCCUCCAGCAGCAUACAACAUCACCUUCAGUCCAGCAGAGAUAACACCACAGACUGGACUAUGUGCUGUUAUUCCAUGUUCGUUCACUCACCCUGAUGACUUCCUUGCUAGCAUAGCAAUGUGGCUUAAAUGCCCUGAUGAACGAUGUUCUGUUAAAGUCGAAACAGACUCUAUUUUCCACUCAAUGAAUUCCUCUAUAGCUCAGGAGGGUUAUAGAAGGCGAGUAGCACUACUGGAGACAGACCUGACAAAGAAGAACUGCAGUAUGAUCAUCAACGACAUCACUAAGACUGAUGACGGAGACUAUCAAUUAAGACUGUCCGGAACAUUGAACAGUGUAUAUAUAAGUCAAUUUACAUACCAGAAGAAACUGAAAAUGGCAGUGAAAGCUCUGACCCAGAAGCCCUCAGUGUUGACUCCUCCUCUGACAGAGGGAGAACCAGCGACCCUGACCUGCACCGCCCCGGGGAUCUGCUCUGGAACUCCUCCUAACAUCACAUGGACAUGGAGAGGGACAGGAGACAACAUCACUGAGCUCAGAGACAACACCACUACACAAAGGAGAGAGGAUCUGACCCGCGUCACAACAACCCACUUCUCAACUUUGAACUUUACACCUUCAGCAGACCACCACACCACCAAGGUCACGUGCCAAGUGACAUUCAAAGGGAACAUCACCACUGAGGAGACAGUGACUUUGAAUGUGACUCAUGUAAAGGAACCCAAGAUCUCUGGUAGUAACACAGUGAGAGAGGGUGAUACCCUGAAUCUGUCUUGCUUUGUUGACAGCUACCCACCACCACCAGCAAUCACCUGGAGUAAGAAUGGGACAACAGCUUUGGAACAGAAUAACUCUGGACUGGCCUCUCUCACCAUCUCCAACAUGACAAGAGAACAGGCUGGGGAGUAUGUGUGUAAAGCUCAACACCUCAACAGGACAGCUUCCAUUGUUGUCACUGUGAUGUACCCUCCUGUGAUUCUCAAUGCUUCUGGGUGUGUCAUCCAGGCAAAGGUCAUGACCUGUGUGUGUGUCAGCCAGGGGGUUCCCUUACCUCUCAUAGGCUGGCUUAACACUGAGCAGUACUCCCUCACUAAAUCAGUGUUGAGGUCCUCAGUGAACACCACCAUCAGGAUGCAUGUCGGAAACCACACCAACACUACUGUGGAGUGUGUCAGCACAAAUGAAGUGGGCAGAGUGAGAGAGAAGUUGCAAGUCACCCAAAAAGAGAGCCAAGGAAAGCAAGGAGAGGAAGUAUCUAAAGACAUCUUGGCUCUGCUGUUGAACCCACCACUGAUUGCUGCAUUUGUGAUUGGUGCAGCCUUCUCAUCCACCAUCUGUUGUAUCAUCCUGUGUUUGACAGGGAAAUGUAAAAGAUGCAAAGAGAGGAUCCCAAAGGACUCCGGCUCUAAAAGCCCUUUAACGAAACUGGAGAUGGUGGCAUGUGAAGACCAACAGACGAAUGCAGGACAGGCUGUGCGGGGCGAACAGACCCCUCUGCAGGUGGUGCUGAUGGAGGGAGCUGAAAACACAGGACCCCAGACCAGUGGAGCUGCAGUAAACUCUGCCAAAAGGGAAGAACCUCAAGAUGUGCACUACGCCACUAUCAACUACUCCCAACUGAAGAAGACUCCUGAGGAGGCAGAGAAGAAGACCACCACCUCGAAGUCAGAGUACGCCAAAAUCAAACGAGAGAAUAAGAAAGAAGGGUAUGAAGGUGGAGGAGAGGGGAGUGGAGUGAUGUACGAGGAGGAGAACGAGAAUGGUAAGCCAGCAGCAGAGACAUAUGAGAAUACAGAGCUUUACUCCAACGUCAAGGCUAUUAUGGGUGGUGAGUGACACAGCAAUUUUCACUAGAAACAUGGGGGAUAGCAUGCAGUAUUAUAUAGCCAUGUGUUCCUUUAUCAUUUUCUGAAUCCAGAUUGAAUGUUUUAUGUUGAUACUGGGACUUUUGCUCAACUGAAACUACUGUAGUUUUGGUGUUGUUUCCUCAUGUGCUUAAUGCAGAUUGAAUGUUUUAUGUUGAUACUGGGACUUUUACUCAACUGAAUCUACUGUAGUUUUGGUGUUGUUUCCUCAUGUGCUUAAUGUAGUUUGAAUGUUUUAUGAUAAGAGACGUUGUUUAAUAACUGAAACUACUGUAGUUAAUAGUUUUGGUAAAUGAUUUAUUUUACAGCCCUGUGUCAGAUGGUACUGUAUGUAUCUGGUGGUUGUACAUUUUCAAUAAGAAUAUUUUCUAGUUGUACAUAGAAGCAAGUUUUGGUCAAGUUUUUAUAAAGUCUUUCAAGGAAGAGUCAUUUUACUUUUGUAAUGACAGUGUUUUGUCACCAAGGGGAAGGACUGACACAUAUGCGGUUGGGAAAAGAGGUCAAGACAUUUAUUUUUUCUUCUCCUCUUUCCUUUCAUUUUUGCAUUUUGAUUUGACAAGUGGGUGGGGAUAUUAGGUAGUAUGUGUGGAUGUAAUCAAUAUAUUUCUGUAAAUAGAAUACUGAUACACUGUUGGAAAUGUUGGCAAAAUGUAAAUCAGAAUUCUCAUUUUGGGCUAGCCAGAGAGCUCAAAUUAAAGAAUCAAGAAAAAAAGUACAUUAUGAUUUUAAAUGUUGUUUGCUUUAGACAGAUUGUUUGUUUAGCAACAAAACAGAUGUGAGCACAACUAUGUGGUAAAACAGAUGGGUUGGCUUAGAUCGUUGACUACACGUCACAUAUUUUGUCUCCAAUGUUUGAAAAUAUAAAUACAUUUCCUAAAGGAGCACUUGUUGUUACAGUUGUUUGGUUAGCUAGGUAGCAUUUUUUGUGUGCCAUAUUAGCAAAUAACACCCCCCAGAAAUAUGACAUUUCCAGAACAACAUAAAACUAGCUGAAACAAGCCACCUACUAUUCGCCAGAUGGCAGCUUUGUGUCAUUGUUGCUAGAUAUCUGGCCAUCCAGAAUCACCACAACAUGCGGUCUUCUGCCCCAUUGAAGCAUGCCUAUCGUUUUCAUGACAUUGUCAGCUAACCCAUUUAUGAGCAUAUUUUUCUAUUCAUAAGUGUGCAUUAUUGCAGUAUUGUUUUAUAUUGAGGCACUACCUCAAUCUUUUUUUGUAUUUUCAUUUGUUUGUUCUCUGAAAUCUGUUAAAAGAAUGUAUAAAUGGUACAAUUUCCAACUUACCAUCUCCACAAAUUUUGUUCAAUAGUAAUUAUAAGCUACCAAUUGAAUAAAUCAGGAAUGGACAACUUUGAUGGGGGUGGAGGCCACAAAGAAAAUCAUCACAGGGGUCCGCAGUGGCUCACAGGUCUGCAUACCCACAUCUGUACCAACACAUGUAGUCAGAGCCAGAGUCAGGGCUCUGACUACAUGUGGGUAUGCAGCCCUGUGAGCCACUGUGGCCCCCUGUGAUGAUUUUUUUUGUUUUUGUGGUGCAGUGGUGCAUUCUGCCACCUAGAGUGUGUUAUAUGAACAGGAAUAAAGGUAAGGUUGGCGAUUUACUGCCACCUGCAGUUAGGAAAUAUUUGCUCACAAGUAUAAUUCAUUGGCUGAUCUCUCCUGAUAAGCCGAAUGGAAUCAUGUGAUCCCUCUUUAAAACCUCUUAAGGAUCCAUUUCAAUUUUCGCCUAAAAUGACUUACCCAAAUCUAACUGCAUGUAGCUCAGGCAUUUUCUUGGUACCAUUUGAAAGGAAACACUUUAAGGUUUGUGGAAAUGGGAAAGGUAUUUAGGAGAAUAUAACACAUUAGAUCUGGUAAAACACAACACAAAU